AUGGGAAUCAGCUUAACUGAGCUAAAGUCUAAAACACCAACUGAAUUAGCUGACAUUGCACGCAAUGCAAAUAUCAACGGCGCAGCGGGAAUGCGCAAGCAGGAUCAAAUUUUCGCCAUUCUGAAGGCGGAAGCCAGAAAUGGCGGAAACAUUACGGGCGAGGGUGUGAUGGAAACGCUGCAGGACGGUUUUGGAUUUCUUCGAUCGCCAAACAGCUCCUAUCUGGCAGGGCCGGAUGAUAUUUAUGUGUCACCCAGUCAGAUACGAAGAUUCAAUCUUCGAACCGGCGAUACAGUAACUGGUCUAGUGCGACCUCCCAAAGACUCCGAACGAUACUUUGCGCUGCUCAAGGUUGAAAACAUAAACCACGAGCAGUUAGACAGUGUGAAAGACAAAGUUCUGUUCGAGAAUCUGACGCCGCUGCAUCCGGACCAACGCAUGCGACUUGAAAUAGGUAAUGGCAGCACCGAAGACCUGACUGCAAGAAUCAUUGAUCUGGUAGCACCAAUCGGGAAAGGCCAGCGAGGUCUGAUCGUAUCUUCGCCGAAAACCGGCAAAACAGUCAUGCUGCAACAGAUCGCUCACUCCAUUACUGCGAACAUUCCCGAAUGCGAGUUGAUUGUUCUGCUCAUUGACGAGCGUCCAGAGGAAGUUACCGAGAUGCAAAGGUCCGUGCGCGGAGAAGUCGUAUCAUCUACCUUUGAUGAACCCGCAACUCGACACAUUCAGGUGGCAGAGAUGGUUAUCGAAAAAGCAAAACGGCUAGUCGAACAUAAGCGCGAUGUAGUCAUUUUGCUGGAUUCAAUUACUCGUCUAGCUCGUGCAUACAAUACGGUUGCACCCGCAUCUGGAAAAGUGCUGACCGGAGGUGUUGAUUCAAACGCUUUACAGCGCCCCAAACGGUUUUUCGGCGCAGCCCGAAAUAUCGAAGAAGGCGGCAGCAUUACCAUUCUUGCCACUGCACUGAUCGAAACCGGUUCCAAAAUGGACGAUGUUAUCUACGAAGAGUUCAAGGGUACUGGCAACAUGGAAAUCCACCUGGAUCGCCGUAUUGCGGAGAAGAGGGUGUAUCCAUCCAUCAUCAUCGGACGCUCAGGAACACGUCGGGAAGAAUUGCUUACCGAACCCAUGGAGCUAAAAAUGAUCUGGGCGAUUCGCAAACUUCUGCAUUCACAUGAUGAUAUUGAUGCGAUUGAACUCCUGUCGGAACGGCUUCGUGCGACAAAAACCAAUGCCGAAUUUUUCGCUUCCAUGAAACGAGCUUCCUAA
This is a messenger RNA of Geodia barretti, 1269 nucleotides long. Lineage: Eukaryota; Metazoa; Porifera; Demospongiae; Tetractinellida; Geodiidae. The record is from the annotation of a GenBank genome assembly.